This is a messenger RNA of Acanthopagrus latus (yellowfin seabream), 1415 nucleotides long. Its product is annotated as ADP-ribosylation factor 4. Gene Ontology annotation, cellular component: cytoplasm; plasma membrane. The record is from RefSeq and is a predicted model, not a curated record. The transcript is spliced from 6 exons. The coding region runs from base 200 to 742 and encodes 180 amino acids. Gene Ontology annotation, biological process: vesicle-mediated transport; intracellular protein transport. Gene Ontology annotation, molecular function: GTPase activity; GTP binding. Lineage: Eukaryota; Metazoa; Chordata; Actinopteri; Spariformes; Sparidae.
AUGACGUCAUUUAUUCCGCGUUGGCCUGGACGUGGCACCGAGGAGGAGCUGCCGAGCUGCGCCCACUGACUCCGCUCGUCUCCGCCCGCUCCCCGUCUCCUGUGCGGCUCUGAGUCGUCUGUCCCGGACUAACCGGCUGACAUUGUCCCCCGUCGGGCUUUUACUUUUCCCGCCGCUGAACCGGGACAUUUUUAAUAAAAUGGGGCUGACGAUCUCCUCUCUGUUCUCCAGGUUCUUCGGGAAGAAGCAGAUGAGGAUACUGAUGGUCGGUUUGGACGCAGCUGGAAAAACAACGAUCCUGUACAAACUGAAGCUCGGAGAGAUCGUCACCACCAUCCCAACUAUCGGUUUUAACGUGGAGACGGUCGAGUACAAGAACAUCUGUUUCACAGUCUGGGACGUUGGCGGCCAGGACAAGAUCAGACCUCUGUGGAGACACUAUUUCCAAAACACUCAGGGGCUGAUCUUUGUUGUGGACAGUAACGACAGAGAGAGAGUAGCAGAGUCUGCUGAUGAACUCGCUAAAAUGAUCCAGGAGGACGAGCUGAAGGAGGCAGUUAUUCUGGUGUUUGCUAACAAACAGGAUCUUCCUAACGCCAUGGGAGUCAGUGAACUCACCGACAAACUGGGCCUCCACAGCUUGCGCAACAGAACUUGGCAUGUCCAGGCCACCUGUGCCACUCAGGGUACUGGUCUGUACGAGGGUCUGGACUGGCUGUCCAGUGAGCUGUCGAAGCGUUAGAGCAGCUGACCGCAAACAGGAAGCAGCUGACUGAAUUCACACCAUGUACAAACUGAUAAAGACCAGGAGGAUGAGGAGCCCUUCAAAGGACUGUUUCUGUUUUUUUAAAUUAUAAAUGUGUCUGUCUGUAGCAGGAAGUGAUGUCAUGGACUCUGAGCUCACUUUGACUUCCCAUCAUCCUUUUCUGUUUUUCCUGCAGAUGUUUGUUGGACCUGUUUUUUCUUUUUUUUUAAAUCCGCAUGUUUUAACUCAGAAUCAUGUGACAGGAAGUGAUGAAGAUUAGGGGUGGGGCCUAAAACAGGUGACUGCACCUGUUAGAAGGGGGUGGGGUUUUAGUAUGGUGAAAACACUGUCACACCUGUACACACCAGUGUGCAGGGGGCGGAGCUUACCACAGGUGAAAGUCACCUGGUCAUGUGAAGACUCAUUCCAGAGCUGAACCUGAAGGCAUCGUCAUUCCUUAACAAUGUGAAGAAGAGAGACAAUGAUGCAAUAAAGGUUUUUUUUUUUUCUUCUCAGCAGUUUCUUGUCAAUAUUUAUUUAGUAUUUAUCAGUGUUUCACCAUUGAUAUCUUGUUUUGACUUGAUCAGUUAUCACACCUGUUCUAAUGAGGUGCAUUGAUUGUGUGAUAAAUAAAACCUGAGCAGAGUUUGUUGCUACGAGGACACGUUCA